CAUCGAUAGGACGGCAAAAUCACACCCCAACCUACUGGAAUUUCCCCCUGGACACAACACCUACUUAUUCUUCACAAGGACGUUCUCUAUUCAGCUUGUCUAUCUUGGAGCAAAAUCCUUGCGCUCGUGUCAGGAUGUCGGAAUUUUCCGUGAAUGACCAUCUCGAAGGGAUUUUAUCAGAUUUUGAAGCACUGAAGAGAUCAUUUGAUGUUGAAGAUGUGGAAGCUGUCCCAUCCUUCUCUACUGCUUGCCCUGUCUCCACCAAUGUUCCUCCCUCUUCCAGCCAUUUCUAUCACAACCACCACAAGUCCAAUGAGGAACAGCAAGGAGGAGAUCCAUCUCCUUCAAGUAAUUUCCAGGGGUCUAUAGGCAAUCACCCCCAUAGCAACCUGAGUCCUAAACCUAGUCAAGUACUAAAGUCACGUACUAUUGGCAGCAGCCUGUCCUUCAACCGUGGGACCAUGUUUCAGCCUCCCAUCCACAAAAAUGGCUCCUUUGUGGCCAGAGCUGCAUCUUUCCAGAGCAGGUUGAACCCAAAUGGUUACUCAUUUUUCUCUGGGCCAGGUAGUGACAAUGACAGUCUUCACAGCUCAACAUCCAGCCUGGAGUUUACUGGAGGGGGUGGGAAUACCCUCCCACCCUUUAAGCUUGGAUCAUAUCCUAGUCCUACAUCUCAGAGGGAGUACCAGCAAACCCAUCCACAGCUACUUCAACAACACCUAGAGGAAAGUUCCAGCUUGAGAAGCAACCCCAACCUGAAGAAGUUCUCCUCCCAUGGUAAUGUAUUCCACUCUGAGAUGGACUCAGGGCCAGAGGUUCUACUGGGUGUUCCAGAGCCCUGGGGGGCUAACCAUGGAUCAAUGCCAAGCCUAGACCUUCAAAGUUGUGAUGGAGAGGGAGGAAAGUUGAAUAUUCAGAGAGGUGGAGAUGGUAAUAUGAUGUCCUCAGGAUUGAGGCAUGCUAAUUCAAAUGCCAGCUGGAAUGGUUGUCGUCAUAAUGCCACCUUCUUUGUGGACCAGGACUCCAAAAACAUCAACCAGCAAGGGCUCCAGAUUCUUAAGACCCCUGUGCCUAAGGGAACUCCACGUCUUAACAAGUUUCCUUUGGAUCUGGACAGCUUUGUAACCAGCACCUCACCUUUUCCAACCAAGGUGACAGGAGGCUACACAACUCCUAAUUCCCCAAAGCCUAGUCAAAGGAGCAUAGCAGGCACCGAACACCCCACAAGUCCCACAUCCACCUCAGUUAGCUGUUCAGAGUCUCUGAGCAGCCUGGACAGCUCUUCUGACACCCCUCCCCUUUCUGUCAACCAUUUAUUAGAGCCCCUUUACCCAUCUUCACUUACUCUAUUACAAAGCUCCAUGCCUGCCCACAAGUUGAGUUGCUCACUGCCCCCCCUCUCCCCAAGUCAUGGUCCCCAGCUGGAGAUUGUUUCAGAGCCAAAAAGUGUCCAGAUUGUUUCAGACCUGUGUACCCCUCACAUCUCAUCCAGCCCUUUCAGCUCCAAAGCUACUGAGUCUUUAGAAGAUGGCAUAGCAUGUACCAGAGAUACUGUCGGCUCCAUCUUGCAGAGGAUUGCUUCCUUCUCUCAGCAUGCUGCAGUUGUCAUUGACCCAGCAGCUGAGUCCCAGCAUCUUACAACCCAAAGCAGUGGUGGGUUGUCAUCUUCAUUUGGGUGUCCUGCUGAGAGUACUCCCAUACGUGUGUGUAAAUGGGGCAAGACAAGCCAGGAAGAAGCAUCAGGAGAGGUAGAGACAGACUUGAUCAUCCCAAUGGAGGAGAGCCAUGAGAGGGAAGAAGGCAUCAUGGGACAAGAAAAAGAAGGUAUAGGCAAGAUUCAAGGACAAGCAGGAAGCAUGAAUACUGAGAACUCCAUGACAGAAAGGGGAAAAAUCUGUAAUGAGCUCCAUACAGAGAUGGAUGAGAAGAGGAGGGAGAAGGGAAUGGAGGAAGGACAGAUGAAGAAAGAAAAUGAGCCCAAAACUGAUGUACAGGUGGAGCUCUGUCAAUCUGAACAAAGCUUGCAGAUGAGCUUUAUCAGUGGCAGUGACCUGUUUGGCUACAUUGGAAUCGAAGCAGUACUAGACCAAAUGAGGAACAAGACCAUGAAAACGGGCUUUGAGUUCAACAUUAUGGUGGUUGGACAAAGUGGUUUGGGAAAAUCCACACUGGUCAACACUUUGUUCAAAUCCAAAGUCAGCCGGAAGUCUUGCACACCCAACUAUGAGGAACAGAUCUCAAAAACUGUAAAACUACAUUCAGUCAGCCAUGUGAUUGAGGAGAAGGGUGUGAAGAUGAAAUUGACAGUGAUUGAUACUCCAGGAUUUGGAGAUUAUAUCAACAAUGAUCACUGUUGGGAGCCCAUAGUGAAGUAUGUUAAUGAGCAGUAUGAGAAAUACCUGAUUGAGGAGCUGAAUGUCAACCGUAAAAGGAGAAUACCAGACAGCAGAGUCCACUGCUGUAUCUACUUUCUCCCUGCCACUGGACACAGGUUACGCCCAAUCGACGUUGAAUUCAUGAAGAGAUUGGGGAACAUAGUGAGCAUCGUACCUGUCAUUGCCAAAGCUGAUACACUCACCAUUGAGGAGAGAUUGGAUUUCAAAGAGAGGAUAAGGCAAGAUUUGACAACCAAUGGAAUUUGUGUUUACCCCCUGAAAGAGUAUGAUGCAGAUCCAGAGGAACGUAUCCUCAAUGACAGGAUCAGGGAUAGCAUUCCUUUUGCUGUGGUGGGGACAGACAAGGAGCACCAGGUGAAUGGAAAAAAGGUGCUGGGUCGUAAAACAAAGUGGGGAAUAAUUGAAGUUGAAAAUGUUGCACACUGUGAGUUUUCUAACCUGAGAGAUCUACUUAUCAGAUCUCAUCUGCAGGACCUAAAAGAUGUGACGCACAAUAUUCACUAUGAGACCUAUCGUGUCCAACGGCUGAACCAGAGCAACAUGGCCUUCAGUGAACUGGGACUGUCCACCUGGCUGUUGGGAAAUGGAACUGGGGAAAAAUUUGAAUCAGAGAGCCAUCUCUGAUCCUUCCAUUAACCAGCUAUCAGUCAAAUGUCACCUAAAGGAUAAUAGCAAAUGCUUCUUAUUCAUUUAAAAUCAGUUGAGGGUGGAAAUAAACUACUCCUAUACUUGUAUGAAAAAGGAAUGAUUUUUAGAAAAUAUAAUCUAUUUUCCUUGUUUUUUUAAUGGACGAAACUGCAUGAAACAGAUAUGAAGGGCAGGAGAGAACAUGCAACACAAUUUGACACAAAGAGAUUAUGCAAAAUCAUUUGUUGGCCCGCAGUAUCCAGGCCUCUUAGUAUCCACUAAAUAAAUGGUUGAAAGUACAGUAUAUGGCAGUUCAGACAUAUCAUCAAACAUCAGCAAUGGAAAAACAGAAACUGUUUGACUUAAUCUAUGGUGCUCUCAUCACAAGAUUACCUGCAAUAUAAAAUAGAGUGUAUGGGUAUCUUUGAACUUUUUAAUUUACUUUGUA
Messenger RNA from Cheilinus undulatus (humphead wrasse), 3471 nucleotides. It is a transcript of the gene septin12, whose product is annotated as septin 12. NCBI's taxonomy places the organism in Eukaryota, Metazoa, Chordata, Actinopteri, Labriformes, Labridae. Gene Ontology annotation, cellular component: septin complex; septin ring; cell division site. The transcript is spliced from 11 exons. Gene Ontology annotation, molecular function: GTP binding; molecular adaptor activity; GTPase activity. Bases 135 to 3020 code for a protein of 961 amino acids. The record is from RefSeq and is a predicted model, not a curated record. Gene Ontology annotation, biological process: cytoskeleton-dependent cytokinesis.